UCGUUCCACGGUUUGUCGCUGUCACUCGUAACGAUCGAGUCGACGAUAGUUGGCCGUCGUUCGCGAAGAUGUCGCGAUAUACCCCACUCGGAGAAAGUGCCGACGUUUGUCCUAUCUUUUGAAAUUUAUUAUCAGUCGAUCUCCGCGUUUUGUGCGUCGUGCGUGGACACACACCGGCGACUCUACGACUCCGAACGGCUUGGUUGCAGGCCUCGCCGAGGGAUGUCCGACGAGGAGAAGGAGGAGGAUGAGAAGCCGUUCGCGGUGGAGCGGGCGAAAAGCGGCCGCGCGAAGUGCAAGAAGUGCAAGUGCCCGAUCGAGAAGGACGCGAUCAGGAUCGCGAAACUGAUGUCGAACCCAUUCGGGGACGGCAAGAUGAAGGCCUGGCACCACGUCGCGUGUCUGUUCGAGGUUUUCGCGAAGCAGAGGGCUACCACGAAGCGGAUAGACGACCCGGAGGAGGACAUCGGCGGCUGGGAGGAUAUCUGCGACGAGGACAAGCAACUGAUCCGCGAGAAGCUCGAGGAAUUCGAGGCUUCGGCGCCGUUCAAAACGCCGAAAGCGAAGAAGAAGGACGAUUCUCCGAAAAAGCGCAAGGCGAUAACGCCGGUUAAGAACGCCGAUAAGGAACCGAAGAAGGCAAAGAGAAGCAGUUCUGCGUCCUCCAGCGAGGAUCAACCCGGAGGAUCUAGAUCGAAGAAGAAUCAUCCACCGGUUCGCAGCAGGGACGAUUCCUUCGAGGAGUUCCAGAGCGUGUGCGAGCGUAUAGCGAGGGUGGAUGCUUACACCGACAAAACCGCGAUUGUGAGGAAGCUGUUCGCGAAAGGAUCCGAUGGCGACGGUUUCAAGGGCGACACGGUGCUCUGGUGCAGGAUGCUGCUCCCGGGCGUGGAGAAGAAGAUCUACAAUCUGCAGAGCAAGCAGCUGGUCAAGCUGUUCUCCAGGAUACUGCUGCAGGACGAGGACGAGAUGCUGGAGCACCUGGCGCAGGGCGACGUCGCCGAGACGAUUCGAUCGUUCUUCGAGAACAGCGUCGCCUCGAAGCCUGCUGGCAAGAGCGUGCUCACUCUGCAGGAGGUCGACCAGUUCCUCGCGAAGCUGUCUACCUUGACCAAGGAGAACGAGCAGACCCAGCACUUCCGGUCGGUCCUGCCCAGGUGCACCUCCAACGACUUGAAGACGAUCGUCCGGCUGAUCAAGCACGACCUGAGGAUCAACACCGGCCCGAAGCACAUCUUGGCGGCGGUGCACGGCGACGCGUACGCGGCCUUCCAGACCUCGAACGACCUUGUCAGCGUCGUCGAGCGGUGUCUGGAGUCCACCGCGAGACCCGGUGCACAAGCUGCAACUUCUUCAGGGUCCCCUUCCGGCAGCAGGGUCGCUGCUCUGGCCUUGAUGACGCCCGUUCUCCCGAUGCUGGCGGAAGCUUGCAAGUCCGUGGAGAUGGCGAUGAAGAAGUGUCCCGACGGCAUGCUGUCCGAGGUGAAGUACGACGGGGAGCGCGUCCAGGUGCACAAGAGGGGCACCGAGUUCCGCUACUUCAGCAGGUCGUUGAAGCCCGUGCUGCCUCACAAGGUGAACCUCUUCAAGGAGUACAUUCCCAAAGCGUUCCCGGACGGCGACGACCUGAUCCUGGACUCGGAGAUCCUCGUGAUAGACACGAAGACCGGCCAGCCGUUGCCUUUCGGCACCCUGGGCAUCCACAAGAAAACGGAGUUCAAGGACGCGAACGUCUGCCUCUUCGUGUUCGACUGCAUCUACUACAACGGCGAGGUCCUGUUGCACAAGAGCAUGAUGGAGCGCAGGCAGAUCCUGACGAAGCGGAUGACGGUGAUACCUAACAGGAUCAUGCUCUCGGAAGUUCAGGAAGUGCACGAGCCGCGAGAGCUCGCCCAGAUGAUCGCCAAGGUCCUCAAGAUGGGCCUCGAGGGAUUGGUCCUGAAGGAUGUUACCGGCAAGUACGAACCUGGCAAGAGACACUGGCUGAAGGUAAAGAAGGACUACUUGUUCGGGGGUGCGAUGGCUGAUACCGCAGAUCUCGUCGUUCUCGGCGCUUGGUACGGCACUGGAAACAAGGGUGGAAUGAAGUCGGUGUUCCUGAUGGGCUGCUACGACGAGGAUCACGACCAGUGGCUGACAGUGACCAAAGUACACACGGGCCACGACGACGCAACGCUGGUUCUGCUGCAGGACGAGCUUGACAUGAUCAAAAUCGGCAAAGACCCCGACAAACUGCCUAGCUGGCUGCGAGCGAAAAAGCCGAUGAUUCCGGACUUCGUGGCGAGGGAUCCGAAGAAGCAACCGGUGUGGGAGAUCACCGGCGCGGAGUUCACGAACCAAGGUGUACACACCGCGGACGGGAUCAGCAUCAGGUUCCCGAGGGUGACGCGGAUCCGCGACGACAAGGACUGGUCCACUGCCACCAAUCUGGCCGAGCUUCGGGAUCUAUUCUCCAAACGAUCCGACUCGAUAGAUCUGAGUCGACUCCUGCCGGCUGAUUCCAAGGACGAAGGGGACCAGCCGGACCUCUCCACAACUCCGGAGAAGAAGAUCGACGUGAUGCCAGCGUCUUCCAGGAAGCGCAAGAGCGACUCGAACAAAGAGCAGAAGGUGCGCAGAAAUUCGAACGGUAAAGCAGGCGGCGUGAAAAUUAAGGAAGAACCGGUGGAUGUGAAAAUUAAGAUAGAACCGGUGGAUGUGAAAAUUAAGAUAGAACCAGCGGAUGUGAAAAUUAAGAUAGAACCAGCGGAUGUGAAAGUUAAGGACGAACCAACGGAUGCGAGCAUUGAAGAAGAACCAAGGAGCAGUUUCGAGGAUGAGCGGCCGGAGUUCUACGCGUUCAUAGACAAGGAUUAUAUAGAGUACUCUGCAGCUGGAAUGCCCAUGAAUUGGAUAGACGGUCGAAAACCAUUGGACGGUCUCCCAGCAGAUGCGAAGCCGUUGUCCAGUCUCUUGGCCGACGAAUUGGAGUCGAGAACGAUCCUGGGCGCAGCUGCCGUGGUCCUGGCGCCAGGAUUCAAGCGGAAGCAGCACAAGCGGGUCCUCAGAAUGCUGAAAACGCUCGGAGCCAGGACGUUGACGGACCAGGAGCGAUCGAUGGCCACGCACGUGAUCCACGUCGGCCCCGAGAUCCUCUCGUCGACGAUCCAUGAGUUCGAGGGCGUGCCGAGGACGGCCAGACACGUGACCGUCGGCUGGCUGGACGCGUCCGCCUCUGCUUCCCACGUUCAGGACACGGAAGAGCACGCCGUCCAAUUGGCGGCGGACUACUGCGACUGUCCCUGCGGGCACCGAUGACCGGAAACCAUCCACAGAGCUCUGGAAAUCACGAACGCUUCCCCGCAGCGAGAUCCGUUCUCCCGGAAAAAUCGCAUCUUCUGACCGGACAAUUUUUUUCCCCCCUUUUUCUCGGAGAUCGGAAUUUUUACAUUCUCGGCAGUUUUACAUUUUCGACUGUGAAAUUGUUAAAAUUAUCGCGACAGACUGUUUCGUAGGGACGAAAACAAAUUGCCGACAUGUCUAAGUAAAUCGAAGGCGAGUCGGUUUUAGGAUUAGCGUCGAGAUUCUGUGCACGUUUCGAGAGAAAUAUGUUUCAAAAGUAUUAGACGGAUGAAACGUUUUACCCAAAUAUUUUUAUAAAAGCACACGAGAACCCCGUGCCGAGUUUUCGAUGCUUGCGACUUCGAAUUUUUACUUUUAUUCUGUUACUUCACGCUGUCCGUUAUCGGACAAAAUUAUGUUUUUCAAGUGGAACAUUUACGCACGAGAAAUAUCGAUUUUAUAGUAUAUAUCUGGUGUUUACAUAAAUAAAUACGUGGAACGGAA
This is a messenger RNA of Megalopta genalis, 3825 nucleotides long. RefSeq names its product DNA ligase 3 (gene DNAlig3). Gene Ontology annotation, biological process: double-strand break repair; DNA recombination; lagging strand elongation. Gene Ontology annotation, cellular component: DNA ligase III-XRCC1 complex; nucleus. NCBI's taxonomy places the organism in Eukaryota, Metazoa, Arthropoda, Insecta, Hymenoptera, Halictidae. Gene Ontology annotation, molecular function: DNA ligase (ATP) activity; DNA binding; ATP binding. The record is from RefSeq and is a predicted model, not a curated record.